Molecule: messenger RNA, 14856 nt
Organism: Phyllopteryx taeniolatus (common seadragon)
Lineage: Eukaryota; Metazoa; Chordata; Actinopteri; Syngnathiformes; Syngnathidae
Exons: 2
Coding region: 6138-7385 (415 amino acids)
Biological process (GO): proteolysis
Molecular function (GO): aspartic-type endopeptidase activity
Source: RefSeq, a predicted model, not a curated record
AACAUUAAAUUAGGAUUGGCGCUUGGGUAAACUAGACACGCAUGGUCUCAGAUGACUUAAUUGUUUUGUUUUGAACAUAUACGUCUGAAAGUGAAUUGUGGAAAGUGGCUCUAAAAUACUUAUGUCAACCAGCAUCAUCAGUUCCAUGUGAACGCAUAUUUUCCAAAGACGGAUAUAUGGUGAGCAUCAACAGGAGCCGCCUGAAACCAAUUCUGGAGAAAUUAUUUUUUUUGUUUUUUAAUAAAAAAAGACAUCUCUGUGCCCUUUUGUUUCUGUUCACAAGUCAUCCCUUUAUAAUAAAGUUGCACGCGUGACCAACAUAUUUACUUUGUGGAAUCCAGCUUUUUAAUGCCAACUUCGUCUAUUUAAAUAAACACAAACAGGCUUACGUACAUACAUCGACGAACAUUGUAUUUUAUCUUUAAUUGCUGAAAGAUAACGAGAGUCUCGUUUCACACAGUUUAGUGACGUAGGUUGCUGUGACUUCAUUCAUCCAUCAGAUGUCACUACUGUUCUCACUGAAGCACGAAAGCUCCGAAUUUGUUCCAGCACAAAUUGAAGGAAAGCCUCAAAGCUUCAUGAUGCAGUUUGAACAUUAACACAAUGCUUAAGUAUUGGUCCAAUACUUAAGGCAUUUGGCAUUUAACAAUUUAGAAAUGGUUCACCUCUGCCACUGCAUUCAGUGGCACAGUAAGCAGCAGCAUUUAGGUACAAUUUUGAUUUAACUUUUAUGUGCAAUACAUCUCGAUUGAAUUACCAAGUACAGUUUAGCACAGUGUUAAUGUUCCAACUGUGCAUAAUAUUUGUGAUUUACAAUAUUUAAAUAUACUUUCUAGGAAUAAAACAUGUUCCUCAUUUUUACACUACUGUAUUUUAACAGUCAUUAUGGUGGUAGUUGGAGAGACAAGUAUUUUUUUUCAUGUGGUAUUGGGGUACAAGGUUCUUGCCUAUAGAGGCUUUUAAAUAGAGGUCAUAGCCAUAGAUUUUACUUACAUGACUGCCUGUUCAUUAACUCACCGCUUCGAACUAUAACUUAGAAUUUAUUGAGCUUCCCCUUGCAGACUCUCCCUUACCCUCACUCCCUGCCUGUCCUCCUUGGCUCUUUCUUCCACCCGUUUCCCAGUCACAGCAGACUCAGGACUGCGGGCAACGUUACGAGGUGGUGGCGGGUGUCUCAUGAACAUGUCAGACAUUUUUCUACAAGGAUCUGGAAACAUGUCUGUCUUAGGAGGACGCGGCAUUGCGCUCAUACACGCAUUAGUGUUCUGUUUCCUCAAGACUCGUUGCACAGUGCAAUGCUCUUGGCUGGCAGGGAAAAUUGAUAAUCUCACAUCAGUGGUUAAAACAUUUUCAUCACCUUUUCACACUACACUUGCACAAUCUGAAAAGACGACGACGCCAACGGGGGUGCGGCCAUCCCAUAUUUGGAAGUGAUGACGCAAUAGCCUUGAAGGAAGUCGGGAGGCUCGCUCUGCUGAGUGUACCGCAACUCAGCAAUAUGUAUUUGUCAUUGUUGGAAAAGAAAGCCCUAAUUUAUUUUGAGGAGGAGGUGACGCAGCAGAGAAAAAAAAAAAAAAAGGGACUGGGAAUAUCCCAUACUAAUUUCACAGUAGCAACUCAGUUCAAACUUGUGCAUAACCUUUCUACUUCCAGGAAGAGUACUUCGAUGUGUAUCUAAGGCUGAUUAGGGUGCUUUGAAAGAGUUUCAAAGCUCCCGCAGAGACGUCUCAGUAUAUAAUUUUUCUUUUGGCCCAAAGUCCGGGACAGUGGGAUACCGCAAUUAUUAUACCUUGCCAAGUGCAAUAUGAAAAGGCCUUAAGGACUCUAUGAGUAAGGAAGGUUAGUGGGACCUUGAAGAUAUGGCCAUGGUAUUCAUAAGAUUUAAGCCCCCUCUAUACUCCAUUGGCCCGCGCGGCCCCUAUGCGACGCUUGACGCGCACACGGCAAAAAUUGUUGCUGCGUGGAGAAUGCCACGGAGAUCAUCUCUCGUGAUUGGUCCGUUUUAGCACAUGCUAUGAUGACGUACUCAGCGUUCCUCUCGGUUCCACAUACCACCUACGCCGCCGCCUUCUUGAUCGAUUUUGCAGCAUAAUUAAAUGUAUCAUCUGGUCAUCUCGGUCCAUUUGUUCUAGCAGAAACUGUUCCACGGUCGCCAUUGUUGUUGCUUUGUUCCUUGUUACGAAAAGGAAAGUAAAAACUGCUACCGGAAAUGGCCAAAAAUUGCAGAGGAAACGCCAUCCUGUGGCAUCCUAGACUUGGAGGAGAACUGCACCACAUUUUCAAAACUGCGCGCGUGGGUUGCGCUAGAGUAUGAAGGCAAACUGCACGCAGGAUAGGCACCAUGACAUCAGCGCGGUCGCCACACGCGCGACUAUAAAGAAGACUUUACACACCUCUGCCACCCGUUGCAAGCUUUCCAACCUUCCCCGCUGCAUUAUCAGACAAUUUGCGGGCAUUUGUUUCUAUGCUGGGCAUCUAGGGCCAGAUACAGUGCUUUGAAAAAGUAUUGCCCCCCCCCUCCCCUGUCAAAUUCUUAUAUUUUUGCAUAAUUUCCCCACCUUAAGCUCAUCAAACAAAUGUAAAUAUCAAACAAAUCUAACCCAAGUGAACUUAAAAUUCUGUUUUUAAAUGCUAAAUUAAUUUAUUAAAGAAUACAAAUAUUCAAAGUUACCUGGCCCUGUGUGAAAAAUUUAUUACCCCUUAAACCCAAUAACUGGUUGGGCCAUUCUCAGCAGCAACAACUGAAAUCAAGCAUUUUCUAGAACUGGCAAUGAGUCUUUUCUCUGUGGAGAUAUUUUGGCCCCCUCUUCCUUGCAGAAUUGUUUGACUUCAGCAAAAAUUGAGGGUUUCCGAGCAUGAACGGCCUUUUUUUAGGCCACCCCUCUGCAUUUCAAUCGGAUUCAAGCCUGCCUGGACUUUGACUAGGGUACUCCUAGGAAGGUUCACCACUGUUCCAUGCGUUCUCCAUGUGAGGAAAACGGCUCUCCUCAUGGUUCACUUUCCAGACUGAAUUAUUUUUUGACUGGUCUGGAAUUUUUUAGCUCUUUUGUCAGACUUCUUUUUGUUGGGACAGAUUCUGUUUAAGUGAUUUCUUGAUUGAACAGAUCUGGAGGUAAUCAGACUCGGGUGUGAUCAGUGAAAAUAAAAAAAACUGUGAUUACAAUUACAGCACUUCAUGAUUUAAUGAAGGGGUACUUAGUUUUUCACACUGGGCCAGGUUACUGAAUAGGUUUUUUCCUUAAUAAAUGAAAUCAUUUAAAAACAGCAUUUUAAGUUCACUUGGGUUAUAUUUGUUUAUUUACAUUUGUUUGAUUAUCUUAAAGUGGGAAAACUAUGCAAAAAUAUAAGAAUUUGAGAAGGGGGCCUAUGCUUUUUCACAGCACCAUACAUUAAUCACUUGCAAUCCUGUGGAGUCUUAUUUUUCUUGCAAGUUUGUGCCCAGGGAAGACCACCUUUACAGUAACUGUGAAGGUGACUCACUGUUGCUUUUAUGCAUAAUGCUCUGCAUCGCCACACAAAAACUUCUUACAUCAAUUUUCAGUACCGCUUACCCUCACAAGGGUCAUGUUUAACAUGGAGCCUGUAGCAUCUGAUUUUUGGCGAGAGCCGGUGUACAUAUACGAAUUUGAGAAGGGAGCCAAUACCACAGCACUGCAGGUACAGUAUUUGACAUCAAACAGAGGAAAUGCAUGUAAAGUUUAGAACUGUCUGGGGGACUGUCAUCAAUUUGAUGUUGAAAUCGGCAAUGGUACAACCACGCAACUGUAAAAUAUAAUUAAACUACUAACGUGGCUACUGCCCAACACUGGUUACAACUUCUGCUUCUUCAAGAACACCUCUGCCUUCUUCUUUUCCUUUCGGCUUGUCCCGUUAGGUGUCGCCACAGCGUGUCAUCCUUUUCCAUGUAAGCCUAUCUCCUGCAUCCUCCUCUCUAACACCAACUGCCCUCGUGUCUUCCCUUACUACAUCUAUCAACCUUCUCUUUGGUCUUCCUCGAGCUCUCGCCUGGCAGCUCCAUCCUCAUCAUCCUUUUACCAAUAUACUCACUUCGUCUCCUCUGGAUGUGUGCAAACCAUUUAAGUCUGCUCUCUCUGUCUCCAAAACAUCUAAUCUUGGCUGUCCCUCUGAUGAGCUCAUUUCUAAUUCGACUGUAGUAUAUUUCAAUAGUACUGAAACCAGACUUCCUUUGGGAGGGUCAAAUGGUUGGAGACUUGUAUUCACACCAACUAUCUUUUCUUUGUAAUUCUACAUCAAAGAACGUCCUUUAACCAGUUAUAUGUUUAUUGGGGUGUCCCGCAUCCCCCUGACAGAAACCUGUCUGGGGUUUACUCCAGGGGUCCUGGUCUUCAAAGAGGACUGUUUUGCAUUAUCCCAGCAAAGGACCCCGGGGGGGGGGGGGGGGUUGACCAGACUGAGAGACGACAGCAGACGAGUAGGGGUAUUUCACACACCCAAAGAGGCACCAGCAGGAGAGUGUGAUUCCAAAUAUGGUCAUGAGGAGCACCCUCCGUCCGGAUGCACCCAGGGAGGGGCAAAUUCCACGCCCAGAGAAUUAGAACCUUGAUAAACUGAGAUCCCGGGGUUUUCGGGGGCUUUUUCGUCGUUCUGGCAAUGUAAGCAGCUGUUAUGACACUAAGGCUUGUUCAAUAAAUCAAAUUAGCCCAAACGCCAAGUGUCUCGAAGUCUUCAUUCAUCCCACGCCCGACGGACGUCGGAGUUCUCGGAAACACAGGCGAAAAAAAUCCACCACAAAGUGGCGUCACGAACAGGAUUCUUUGCAGCACAGCCAAGCAGGAGGCGACGUGGGGCCGCUUCAGAUUUCAUGCCGGCUAAAGAAGAGUCCUUGAGGGAAGAACGAGAGUGGCCAGUGGCACCCCGGAUGAGACAUCCGGACACGACUGCUCCCGCCUGAGGCGUACGUUACAGAGGGCGCAGCCAAACUUUAAGGCCAGUGUGAAUUUAUCCACAAACUCUUUGAUUUAAUGUACAGGUCUACGGGAAGAAUUGAAUGCCCAUAACAAUCUUGACAACAGACUGACCUUUGUGAGCGUCCCUAUGUGGCACUUCUAGCUCGCAAGCUCUAGAUGCUGCUUAAAAGUCACUAAGUGGAGUUUCAGUAUCUGUGCAGGGUGUCUUGGCUUAAGGGGGAUGGUUUAAAGGGCAUUCCAAAUUGUACUGCUGCGCUACUGAAGUUGGCAAACGGAUUAAUUGCGGUGUGUCUAGGAGGUUAUGGUCAUACUGCCUAAUUAAAAAAAAAAAUUUUGGGAGUGGCCAGUAGAGGCUAGGAAAGGGGUGAGGAAUAACAGACGAACAAAGAGUCCUUGCAUCAUGCCAGCAAAAGGCCCCGCUACCUCUACUAUGAUGCCCCCCGUGGAUGUUUUAAGGGAACAUCCCCUUAUUAUGGGGAUUCGCGAGACAUCCCAAAAGUGGCGUAAACGCUGGCCAAAAAUCGAUAGACCUUGACCAGUCGAGGGGACCUUUAACUCGGAUGUAAUUGAAACCAUCCGUGUGCUUGUAUCUACAUAUAAGGUGACAGAGAAAACGGGAAGGGCAGGAAGAAAACGUAAGGAAAAGCGGCUAAGGGAACUGGGGAUGUUGAAACUGUUUGCAGAUGAAGGAAUUAAAGUACAGAGGGAAACAAAUGAGAAUAAGGAGAUAGCAAAGACUUGGGAAGAAGUGGGAAGAGAUAUGACAAAAGUCCAACACACACCUUUCUUGCAUGAUUCCCCAGUUAAGGGUCCCCCGCCAUAUGAAAGAAAACCUGUGCACGCUAACAUUUAUCCACAACUCCCAAUAAUUCGUCAACAAGGAAAUUACCAAAUUGAAGAUGAGAGGGACAGUACAAUCGAGACAGGUAAAGCAAAGGCCACAAUUGUGUUACAACCGAGUCCCUGCUGUAAGAAAAGAAAAAAAAUCAAUAAAAAAGUUGAAAGGGAGUGGAAAAAGGCCAACAAAGGGGGACAUUAAGUGUGAUAUCCAGAGUGACACUGAAGGGGCCGCUGGAGGAUACGACCCGAAAAUCAAAAGUAUAUUGUUAAGGACGGAGAAAAAAGGACGCAGGACAUUGCAAGGGGGGGGAGUCAAGCGAGAGUAACAGUGAAAGUGACAGAGAUGACCUUACCCAGGAGCAUGAGGCCAUGGGCCCCACACCGUCCAUCCGAGACACCCCCACCGAGGUUGACGAGCGGACAGCCCAGUCACUGAGAGACAUAAGACUACGCAAGCAACGUUGUCACGUGGACUUGGAGGUGGCAACCACCCCAGAGAUGCGAGAUGAGGUAGAAGAGCACCUGCACAGCCUGGAGAUUGCAGAGAUCGCCUUGACGAGGAGGCACCCCGCCAAAAUCCUUGAGUCGCCAAGUAAGAUCCUCCCGAUAGUGGUUCGUGGACAGCACCUUGAAUACAAGCCUUGGCAGAGUUCCGACAUGACGGCGGUGCUUGAGAAGUUACCCACCCUUCAAGACGGAGCGCAUCCGUGGAUAUCAAAACUUGAAGAGGCCCUAGUGGGAACGCAGCCCGCUGUGGGGGACAUAAAGAGACUUCUAGCCACCCUGUUGGGGGUCCAUGCGCUUAAAGACAUCCUAAAGAAGGCGGGUCUAUACCGGUAUGUUACUACGGCAGUGAAUGAUUCAGAACUGUUCGCUGCAGUACGCGGCCAGGUAUGGGGAGUCUUGAGGGAAACAUUUCCGACGAACGCGCACCCCAACAAUAUUUUUAUUGAACCAUUGGGACCAGCGGAAAAUCCCCGUGCGUAUGUGGCUCGUGCUCAUCAGACCUGGCGACACAUCACUGGUAAUGAUCCCGACGUGGCACAGAUGGAGAAGGCUAUCCUACGUGACAAGAUACAGAAGGGCCUCCCCCUGCAAGUGAGGAGUAAGCUGGCCGAGGUAGUGGGCCUUGGUAGCAUGUCAAGAGCCAUAUAUACUGAUCAUAUAGCGCAUCAAGUCGAGUUACAACGGCAAAAAGAGUUGAUUCAGAAGGAGCAGAAUUUGGAAAUGAUGAGAAAAAAAUCAAAUACAGUUAGCUGGGACAAAAAAGGAAAAGAAACAAGCCGUAGUACUACAGACGCAGGUCCAGCCCACCCCGAGCCACUUCAAUCAAACACAAUUCCAGCCACAUGGCGCACAAUCUAUUCAACCUCUGCUGCAGCCAAGGGUUCCUGUGCCGAACCAAGUUUUCUGGAGGGGGAGGGGCAGUGGCCUCAGAGGAAGAGGAGGCACUCGGGAUCGGAUGGGAGAUUAUCAACGGACACCCGGCCCGUGUUAUAUCUGUGGCCGAAUGGGACACUUGGCUCGCUCUUGUUGGCUGCAAGGGGGGAACCCGCCGCCUGGUGGAGCCACCACACAUACAAACAGUCAACCUCAGCCGCCUCAAGGUCCUCUUAAUCCUGGCGGAGGGCCAGAACCUGGAUUCUAGGGGGGCCCGGAAGACCCGAAGGGGGGAUGCCAGCUGGUGGUGUCGGGGCCGGAAGAAGAACCUACAGUCAUGGUGAGAGUAAAUGAUCACCCUCUGCUAGCGAUGGUGGAUAGCGGAGCGGCUUUCACCUGUAUCCGGCCUGAGGACGCCAUGCAUCUCCCUAUGUCUGGCAGAUUUGUACGGACAAUCGGGUUCGAGGGUGUGAAACAGCUGAUUCCCUCCACCAAACCGAUACAGCUCCAGUGUCAGACGCAACAAAUUGAUUUGCCUAUGUUGGUAUCAGAACAUACGCCAACUGCUCUCCUGGGAAGAGAUGCUUUAUGUAAAUUGAACUGUACUAUCAGGUGCACCCCAGAUGGCUGCCUAGUUGAUGUGCCUUACAAAAUGGCUCCGCAAAGGCUCGUGAUGACAGAUAAUAUUGAUGCAUCUGUGUUCUGGCUUGGAAACAUCAGCCAAGAACUUUUGGAACCCGCCAAUGUGUGGGAAAAGUUUAUGGUGGCCAACAUGCCCGGGGCAAGAUUCCCUGAGUACCCGUAUCAUUGUACCCUCCAAUACCACAAGGAGGCUACACAUGCAGGGGCGGAAGAAUGGCUGAGCCGUCAACCUAAGCAAGUUCCACUGACUGCAAGCUGCAUCAUCUUGGAACCCCAAGGAGCAGCCCUGAAAAUACGCAUGGAUGAGUACCUUGUAAGAGAAUAUACGAUUGAGGAUGGGGUCCCCCAUGUGACCCUAAUGAUAACCGAAGAAUAUGAACAGAAACACGUGGGCAAAAUGAUGAAGGAAGCAGAAACGGCAACUUUCACUCAACUUGCAGAAAACAGAACUAUUGGGACUAGUGAAGAUAAAAUAUUUAUGAAGAUCAUGAUCUCAUCGCGGGGCUAUGGAUGCCCCCAGACCGUACAGCUGACACAUGACUCAAUUCUCAGUGUGUCACAUGACCUAUUGAAACAAGAGAUGUUGCAACAGGUUCCCGAAGAGCUGUGGUCAAAACAUAGUACUGACAUAGGACUUGUGAAAUCGGCACAGCCGGUUAUAGUUCAGCUUCAACCUGGCACUAGACCACCCUGGAAAAGACAGUACCCAUUAAAGGAUGAAGCAAGUCAGGGAAUUGGACCACAGAUAAAAGGACUGCUUAAGGCAAAUGUUUUGAAAAUUACACAGACUCCACAAAGUAAUACGCCGCUAUUGUCCCUUAAAAAGCCAGAUGCUUCUUAUCGCUUGGUACACGACUUGCGGGCUGUGAACAAAGUGGUAAAAGACUUUCCCGCAGACGUACCUGACCCCCACACUUUGUUGACCCAAAUCCCUCCCGAGGCGACUCACUACACGGUACUAGAUCUAUGUGGGGCGUUCUUUAGUAUCCCCCUCAGCAUUGAAUCACAAGGCUUGUUUGGGUUCACAUAUCAGGGACAAUUUUAUAAAUAUCAGAGACUCCCCAUGGGAUACAAACAUAGUCCACGUUUUCAAUAAAGUGUUGAAAGAGGAUUUGGAGGGUAUCAGGCAACUAUUGACAAGCACGGUAAUCCAGUAUGUAGAUGACAUUAUUGUCUGCUCUCCAGACCGGCGUACGCGUCAUGUGGAUUCAAUCAAAUUGUUGCAAAUUUUAGCCGACCAUGGACACAAGGUCUCACAAAAGAAGCUACAAUAUUGCCAAGAACGAGUGACGUAUUUGGGCCAAAAAAUUGCGCAGGGCCAGAGGAGUAUCGCAGAUAGUCACCAAGAAGCCAUUCAAAAGGGUCCCAAACCAAGAACGGUGCGCGAAAUGCUGACUUUUUUGGGCAUUGUUGGCUAUUCGGCAGCCUGGAUAGAAAAUUAUGCCAAACUGACGGGGCCCCUGAGGGCGAUGGUUAAAGAAACGGGGCAUGACCAGUUGCAUGCAAAUUUAACUAACUCAAGAAGGCGCUGUGGCUUUUGAAUCAGUCAAACAGAGGUUGCAGGAGGCGCCUUCAUUGGCUUUACCAGAUUACUCUAAAUAUUUCCUGUUAUUUGUGUCAUCCUCCACUGGGGGAAAGUAUGCAUGUGCCGUCCUUUGCCAGCCCACUGGCAUAGGAACAGGACCACAGCCUAUUGCAUACUACUCUACGGCCUACUCCAAAGUGGAGCAGGGAAUGCCCCAUUGUUAUAGGGCGAUGGUGGGUGUCUACUUGAUGUAUGAAAAAGCAUCGGCUAUAACAAUGGGAUAUCCCGUGACGAUUCUGACACAUCACAGCCUUCGAAAUCUCUUGAAUCACAGCAAGUUCACCUUGACGGAGUCCAGGCUCAGAGAUUACUAUCGACUUUUGGAGCAGGAAGAUGUGACUCUAGCAAGGUGUAACACUGUGAACCCUGCUGAACUUUUGCCAACUUCAGAAGAUGGGGAACCUCAUGAUUGCAGACACGAGGCGGAAAAAUAUUCCAGAUUAAGAGCAGAUUUGCAAGCCCUCCCAUUGUGUGAGGCCGAUUUAGAAUUGUGGACGGAUGGUUCUUAUCGUAUUGGGGACUCGUUGAGUGCUGGUUAUGCGAUUGUGCGCGCAAGAAAGUCGGAAUUUGUUAUCGUAAAAGCUCGAACAAUACCCCAACCAGCCUCAGCACAAUUGGCGGAAUUAGUGGGUUUAACCGAGGCAUGUUUGUUGGCAGAAGGAAAACAGGUGACCAUUUAUACUGAUUCAGCAUAUGCACAUAAUGUUUGUCACCUGUUUGGCUCGGUGUGGAGGAACCGAGGGUUCAAGAAAACCGACGGUUCCCCCAUCCAACAUCAUGCACAAAUACUGAAACUAUUGGGAGCGAUAAUGAAACAGUGAACUAGCUAUCGCCAAGUGCGCAGCACAUAAAUGACGCAUCAAGGGUCUCACGGGGCAAUCUGGCAGCUGAUGAAGCAGCUAAAGCGAUCACGGGAGCUAAUACGACUGGGGAAAGUUCUUUUGGUCACGCAUGACAUUGAUUUAGAGGACAAGAUAACUCUUCAGGAUGUUAUUUUGAUGCAAGAAGCAGCACAACCCAUGGACAAGCAGCUGUGAGUUGACAGGGGAGCGUGUCAAGACUCCACGGGUUUGUGGAGAAAUCAUGAGGGUCUCAUAGUGGCGCCCCCAGAUCUGUUGGGUCUGAUAAUUCAUGAGGCGCAUGGGCAUGCCCAUGUCGCAAGGGGGGAAGUGAAGCGGAAGAUUACAAAAGAAUAUUGGUUUUGGGCACCAUAUUUACUGCAACAAAUUGACUAUAUCAUAGGCAGAUGCAUCAUAUGUCUAAAAAACAAUGUCAGGAGAGGGGUGAAGACACCUCCAGGUUAUAUUCCAACCCCUAACGGGCCAAUGCGGGAACUAGUGGUGAACUUUGUUGAUAUGAUAAAACCAAUUGAGGGGAAAAGAUAUUUGCUGGUGGUCGUGGAUAGAUUUUCACGAUGGCCUGAAGCGUGCCCAACUAAACGGAAGGAUGCUCAGUCUGUUACCAAGUUCUUAUGUCGGGAAGUCAUAAGCCGGUGGGGACUUCCAGAUCAGAUUUCCUCGGAUAAUGGAAAAGAGUUUGUGGAUAAAACGGUCAGAAUAAUUUUCCAAAAAUUAGGAAUUACGCAGCGAUUGGGAGCUGUAUAUCAUCCGCAAAGUCAGGGCAUGUGUGAAAGGAUGAACGGCGUGCUGAAAAAUCGCAUUGGUAAAAUUGGUCAACAUACGGGACUCAACUGGACUCAACUGCGCUUCCUCUUGCUUUAAUGGCAUGUCGGUCAAGUGAACUUUGCGACUUACACAUAACGCCACAUGAAUUGGUUACAGGUAGACUAAUGCCUUCACCGUGUUUGCGGAUUAGCGGGAAAGGUCCGAGUCUGUCCCUUUUGGAAACUGAGAUGAAGGCGUACGUCAAGUAUCUGUCGACUUUACAUAGGUGUAUAUCAACAUAUGUUGUUGACAGGCAGAAGCAAGACGAAGCGCAAGAGAGACUCAGGGAACAUAGAAAGGACACAGUGCAACCGGGGGACAAGAUAUUUGUGAACGUUUUCAGGAGGAAGUGGUUCAACGAACGCAGACAAGGUCCAUUUGAAGUACCAGCACCGCGAUCCAGGUUCAAGGGUCUCCAACCUGGUACCAUGUGUCACACUGUGUCAAAGUACCAGAAAAAGACACCACACCAAGGGAUAGACAGGAGAAGGAUGGUCCCGGACCACUUCAUGUCCCUGCAGGAGAAGAGGGAGAAGUACAAGCGGAUCUGCAACAACCGAGUAAAAAACAAUCCACGGGGGAGCUGGCAUCUACUGAUCCUGAGCUACACGCUCUGGAUACUCCCAGCAAUGACACACUCGUUGAGGGAAGAGAAGGAAGGUUCAGCUACGUCAAUCUACAACACGCCCCCGAGGAACUCAAGUUCACACCUUCAGAACCUAAACCGACUCAGGGCAUCGAGAGCAAUAAAGACCCUAUCCGUGGAGCAGCCGACACCACCGGAGUUAGGAGUAGACCUGGUAGAAGAAAAAGGACACGUUAGAGCCCCCUCUAAGGGGAUAACUAUUAAGGAAAGUAUUAGUUCCUCUAAAGGCAGGAAAGGGACUAAAGAUCCCGUAAAGUCUGAUGGCAAAAGGAAAACUGCGGAUCUAACUUCUCACGGUGAACCCACUGCCGGCAGAGCACCUGAGACCAGAUUUGGUGCACGCGAAAGAGAAGAGAACUAUUUUUUCAAGCCGGUGGGGGAUUUAAAAACCCGUCAAGACAAAUGGAAGGCCUUUGGCUUUGACUCCUCGGCAAUACAUGGCAACGACCUCUGGGCAGGUAGGAAUGUGUGGUAUCGACAAUUGACACAUUCUGUUAGAGAUUCGGGGUUAAUUAACGGACCAUGCUUGGUCAGGGUUCCGCCUCCCAGUACGUCGGUGUCAAUUUUUGAAACAAUACCGGUGCCUUUACGUCGCUAUUGCCAACAUGCUUUGUUAAGGUGGUUAGACUUCAUACAAACCGACCCACCGGAUCAUCAUCUUCAGUGGUAUCACAAUAAUAUCAGGGUGCGUGGUACAGAGUGUGACUGGGUGGAAGAUCUGAAAUAUUUGGAUUUGCUAGGACAGCAUGAAGAUUUGCAAUCAGCGGUCCCGGACUCGAUAAAUGUGAGACCGCUUAAAUCGACAAUUUGUUUUUGUUCCAAUGAGACUCAUGGAAGUCCAGGAAGGUUUAUGGGAAUUUCGGAAUGUGUAUAUUACUUGAUGAAGUUUAAAGUUCAGCCGUUCGGAGAUAGGCUUAAGACCUAUUCAGUGACAUUUCAGUCAUUAGUCGUUAAGUCAUUAGAGACGUGUUUGGCCCUUCAGCUGAAGCUGGUUGGUCAGCCAAUACCUGGUUACAGGAUAGGUUUGGGCCUAUGGGUGCUGUGAUAGUCCAAAUGUUAGCAGCACUCGUGUUGGUUUUGUGUGUCAUGUUUUGCUUCUGCACCUUGCUGCUCACCUUUGCCAAGGCCAUGAUCCUCCGGUGGGUUGGCGUUGUAAUGCCGGGAGACAAAGUACAAUUGCCAGUAUUAAAGGGGCACGAAACUAAUGGAGACGUGGUCACCAUGGAGUCGACGGUACUCGAUGUGUAUCCAAUGUGAACAUUUGUGUAUUGUUUUUACUCCAACGUUAAGUCAUUGUCUGUGCCAGGAUUCUUGUGUGCUAUUUUGUUUUAUAAAAGUGCUGUUCAGUGGUGUACGUACAGCAGUCAUGUCCACGUGGAUUGGAGACCUAAGGCGAUGCAAGGGGGGGGUAGUGGGCAGUCAAGUCUUAAGAGACUCCCCUUGCUGGUCUGGCUCUAGCCCGGUGGACAUGACUGCUCUCCAUAUGAUGUAUUGUUAAGCCAUUUGACUGUUUGUGGUAUUGUGUUUGUUUUUGUUACAAAAUACUGGCAGAUGUUUUUGUUCUUCCAGGGGUGGUCUGGAGCUGUUCGGGGUCCCGCGUGUAUAAACCUGGACUCUGGGACAAUUUCAUGGAUUGUGAUUAUGGACAGCGGGCCCCAGGCUGCAGGGAUUACAGUUUCUUCAUCAAUGACACGAGCUGUAGACCAUAUGUAGGGAGACCACCUUUAAGAUUUUUAUUUUUAUUUUGUGUGUAUUUUGAUAGGUUUGCUUCCACAGUUCUUUUUUGUGUUUUACACUGUUUUUUGUUCAUUUAUUUCAAUGUUUGUAUUAUUCUGUUGUGUAUGUUUUGCCAUCCGAGUCAGGGUCCCUUUGGGUGUUUUGAUGUACGGGGUCUGAAGGACGCUUGAUAUGGCUCUUGCUCUUUUCUUCAUCUCGUUUGAGAAAGGUUUUUCGACCGAGAGCCGGGAAACCUUGGCGCUUCCACGAGGCUGCGCGUACAAAUUGAUAAAUUUGGGAUUGGCUCCUUUUUGAUAGCGGGGAGGAGAUUUGGGUUGUUUGGCUGUUUGGUACGCACGUGGGGCCUCAGGGGGCGACGAGGAGACUCAGGGAGUGAUUCGGCCUUAUUAGAAUAAUUGUUUUUCCUCAUAAAUGGUUAACCUUAAGUAGAUGCCUUGGAGCAUGAUAGAUUUUAUUGACCAAGUAGAUUCUUCCAAAUUGUAGAUAAUAGGUUAACUUUUUGGGCUAACGCUGGUUUGUUGUUUCUUGCCAGGUGUCAUUUGCUAACUCUAGGUUUUGUAAUGAGUUCGGGGAUCUCAUUAAAGGGGGGAAUAUGUAGUAUAUUUCAAUAGUACUGAAACCAGACUUCCUUUGGGAGGGUCAAAUGGUUGGAGACUUGUAUUCACACCAACUAUCUUUUCUUUGUAAUUCUACAUCAAAGAACAUCCUUUAACCAGUUAUGUUUAUUGGGGUGUCCCGCAUCCCCCUGACAGAAACCUGUCUGGGGUUUACUCCAGGGGUCCUGGUCUUCAAAGAGGACUGUUUUGCAUUAUCGCAGCAAAGAUUGACCAGACUGAGAGACGACAGCAGACGAGUAGGGGUAUUUCACACAUCCAAAGAGGCACCAGCAGGCGAGUGCAUUUCCAAAUAUGGUCAUGAGGAGCACCCUCCUUCCGGAUGCACCCAGGAGGGGCAAAUUCCAUGCCCAGUGAAUUAGAACCUUGAUAAACUGAGAUCCCGGGGGUUUUCCAGGGGCUUUUUAGUCGUUCUGGCAAUGUAACCAGCUGUUAUGACACUAAGGCUUGUUCAAUAAAUCGAAUUAGCCCAAACGCCAAGUGUCUCGAAGUCUUCAUUCAUCCCAUGCCCGACGGACGUCGGAGUUCUCCAGGGUGAGAGAACACAGGCGAAAAAAAUCCACCACACUACCCAACAUGGCCACUCAACCUCAACAUCUUCAUUUCUGCCACCUCCAGCUCUGCUUCCUGUUGUUUCGUCAGUGCCACGGUCUCUAAUCCGUACAUCAUGGCAGGCCUCACCACUGUCUAAUAAACUUUGCCCUUCAUGGUAGCAGAGACUCUUCUCUCACAUAACACACCUGACACCUUCCUCCACCCAUUCCAACCUGCUUGGCCCCGUUUCUUCACUUUACCACACUCACCAUUGCUCUGGACUGUU